CAUCUCUUAUCUUCCUUCACGUUCUUUUCCCCCUUUUUUUAGGGUUUGUUUCUCCCAUUCCCUCUUCCUCUUUCAAACAUCUUCUUCUUCUUCAACCUUCUCUGUUCCUUUAUUACUUGCAAAAAAAAUGUCUUUUUUCUGGGCUGUGCUCACCUUGAAGGUUAGGGUUUAGAGUAGGUUUUGGUUUUUCUUUCUCCUCCUCUUCUUCUUCAUUUGUCGUUGGUUUGGAGUAGUUUUCGCACAGUUUUACGGGUGGUUCUUAUUGAAGAUUAGUGCUUCUGCUUCGUUUGGUUCGGUUUUCUGUUGGAGUUUUGGGCGGGAAAUCAGGGCUUAGAAAACAGGAGUGAAGGAGGUUUCACUGAACUUUUGAGUCAUAGGAUAGUCUUAUUUUGAGAUUGUCCCCUGUUUCUGUUUCAAUUGCUCGCGGGUUCGGCCUCGUGUAAUUCAAUUUUUCUUCAAGACCAUUUCUAUCAUUGAAGUAUUCUGGAAGUUAGUGGCUUGUUCAAAAUUCAAACAAGCCAUACAGGAAUAAGCUGAGGUUCUUACCUUCUGUGGAGAAAGAUCGUUCUGGAUUUGCCCAUUUUGUUUUCUAAGUGAGAGAAAGAGAAAAAGAUGAUUGGGACGGGCUUCAUCGACGAUCUGGACAUUGACCUGUGUGGUGGUUUCUUCGACCAAAUCGAUGAUUUGUUAGAUUUUCCGAUAGAGGAUGUCGAGUGUGGUGGUGGUGGUGGUGGUGGUGGUGGUGGAGGGGAAUGCGAUGGAUUCGAAGGUGCUUGGCUUCCUCCACCACCCACCGACGGUUUGGCAGGUUCUAUAACCACCGGUUUCCCGGGCAAGAAUGACGAUAACACCACCGGUUUCCCGGGUAAAACUGGUGAUAACACCACCGUAGAGCUUCCUACAGAGCUAUCUGUUCCGCAUGAAGACAUUGCUCAACUGGAAUGGUUAUCCAAUUUCGUGGAAGACUCGUUUUCGGCUGGGAGCAUCACCAUGGAAAAUGAAUCAUGUGGUAACAUCAAUAUUAAUAAUAAUAAUAGCAGCAACAUCAAGAAGGAGGUGGAGUUGGACAACAAGGAAUCCCACCACCGGUUCCAAACUUCCAGCCCAAUCUCUGUCCUUGAGAGCAGCAGCUCCUGCUCAGGGGCAAGCGGGAGUAGUAGUAGUGGAUACAGAACGAUGCCUCUCAGUCCUGAGACAUUCGUUCCUGGACGUGCUCGUAGCAAACGCCCACGACCUGCUAUCUUCAACCCUCGCUCACUCAUCUCGCUCGUCUCUCCCACCUCAUCCAUCACCGACGCCAAUCCCUUCUCUAGUUCAGAAUCAGCAUCCGAACUCGACAAUUACUAUGGCGACUCACAUCAUGUGAAGAAGAUACAUUUUAAAUCACUUGGUGUUACGGAUGCGCAGCAACAACAGAAGAAGAAGAAAAAGAAAAAGAAGUUGCCACCACAACCAUUUCCAGCAUCAUCAGAUCAACACUACCCUCAACCAGCAGCUGGUGUUAGGAAAUGCCUGCAUUGUGAAAUAACAAAGACCCCGCAAUGGAGAGCAGGACCUUUGGGACCAAAAACACUCUGCAAUGCAUGUGGAGUAAGAUACAAGUCCGGCCGCCUCUUCCCGGAGUAUAGACCCGCCGCCAGCCCAACUUUCGUGGCGGCGAUACACUCCAACUCUCACAAGAAGGUGGUGGAAAUGAGAAGCAAGGCAGUCCAGGACUCACCCCUCAUCACAACGCCCGAAUUGGUCCCCAAUGACAACUCUCUGUUUCACUACAUCUGAGAGACGGAGGAGGAGGAGGAAUUUUUCUGGUUAUUUUGCGUAGUGUCCAUUUGUUUGUUCUUUGGUUUUUUGUAUAUAAUGGGAGGGAAGGGAGGAUGAAUAGUGGAUUAGGACCAUAUUGUAGCCGGUAGAGUUAAGAAAAAGAGGAGAAAGGAGGAAGAGGGAGUUUGGGAGGGCUCUGAUAGGAGCGUAGGGAGAUUAGGUGUAGGGAUAUGCUGCUCAGGUUCUUCGUUGUUAUUUGAAAUUUGUGUUAUUUUAUCCCUUUUAGUUUUUGGGAA
Macadamia integrifolia is the source of this 2057-nucleotide messenger RNA. Its product is annotated as GATA transcription factor 8-like. Gene Ontology annotation, molecular function: sequence-specific DNA binding; zinc ion binding. The transcript is spliced from 4 exons. The record is from RefSeq and is a predicted model, not a curated record. Lineage: Eukaryota; Viridiplantae; Streptophyta; Magnoliopsida; Proteales; Proteaceae. The coding region runs from base 613 to 1779 and encodes 388 amino acids. Gene Ontology annotation, cellular component: nucleus. Gene Ontology annotation, biological process: positive regulation of DNA-templated transcription.